AUGGCAACAACUACCGCAAAAAAACCAUGUGCUAAAUGUAGCAAUGGUAGUGCAGUAACUACAUGUGAUGGAUGCCAACAAUCAUUUUGUACGAAACAUUUCGUUGAACAUCGCCAUGAACUUUCUCAACAGAUGAACAAUAUUAGUCAAGAACAUGUUUUAAUUCGACGAGAUCUAUCAAAAGAAAUUCCGAAGCAUCCAUUUUUUAAUCGCAUCGAUACAUGGGAACGAGAAUCGAUAAAUAAAAUUCAAGCAGCAGCCGAAACAGCUCGCGUCGAUCUUCGACAUUUGCUUGAUCGAACGAAGAAUGAUCUAAACCUAUCAGUAGAAAAAUUAACAACUGAACUUAAUUCAUGUCAACAAUCGGAUGAUUUUACAGAAAAUGAUCUUAAACGAUGGACUGAACAAUUAAAAGAAUUACGUAAAAAUCUUGAGAUUCCAUCGGCGAUUUCCAUUGUUAAUGAAGAUGAUAUUAAAUCAUCUAUUCGUCUAAUUCGAGUUUAUGACAAACAACAGAAGCAGCAAGUAAUUCAACGUCCUUUUACGCCUGCAAUUCGACCAGUAGAAAAUCGUAUGCACAAUAUUAAAGAUCAGAUUUGUAUCAAUAAUGAAAAAUUUGGAGAACUAGAUGGAAAAGCCAAUAUAUCUGAAGAUAAGCUUGUUGUUACUUGUUGUUUAGCAUCGAUCUUGACACAACCAAUCGUUUAUGGUACUAAUCGAUAUUCAACAGGAAAACAUCAAGUUCGUUUUCGAAUCGAGAAAAUGGGAGAUUUACGAUUACUUUUUGGAAUUAUUCGUUCUCUAGAAAAUAUCAGUAGGUCAGGUCAAUCUCAGAAUAAUAACAAUUCACUUUAUGGUUGGUGGGAUCUUAAUGAAGCGAUCAUCAAUGGUAAGGUGCAAACAACAAAAUAUAGAAAUAUCAUGACAACUGGUGAUGAACUUACAUUGACAUUAGAUUGCGAUAAUAAACAAAUUCAAUUGCAACAUCAUCGAACGAAAAGACUAGCGCAAGUUGUAAUCGAUCUGAAUAAGUGUCCCUUUCCGUGGAAAAUAGUCAUUCGACUUCAAUCUGCCGGUGAUUGUGUACGUAUUCUUCAGUAA
Rotaria socialis is the source of this 1101-nucleotide messenger RNA. The record is from the annotation of a GenBank genome assembly. Lineage: Eukaryota; Metazoa; Rotifera; Eurotatoria; Philodinida; Philodinidae.